Molecule: messenger RNA, 1714 nt
Organism: Lolium rigidum
Lineage: Eukaryota; Viridiplantae; Streptophyta; Magnoliopsida; Poales; Poaceae
Product: glucomannan 4-beta-mannosyltransferase 1-like
Cellular component (GO): Golgi apparatus
Molecular function (GO): mannan synthase activity
Source: RefSeq, a predicted model, not a curated record
AUGGACGCGGCGGUUGGUCUGCCGGACGCUUGGUCGCAGGUGCGCGCGCCGCUGAUCGUGCCGCUUCUGCAGCUGUCGGUGGCGGUGUGCCUGGGCAUGGCGGUGCUGCUGUUCCUGGAGCGGCUGUACAUGGGCGUGGUCAUCGUCGGCGUGAAGCUCCUCCGCCGCACCCCGGAGCGGCGGUACAAGUGCGACCCCAUCUCGGAGGACGACGACCCGGAGCUGGGCAGCGCCGCCUUCCCCGUGGUGCUCGUGCAGAUCCCCAUGUUCAACGAGCGCGAGGUGUAUCAUCUGUCGAUCGGCGCCGUAUGCGGGCUAACGUGGCCGUCGGAUCGGCUGGUGGUGCAGGUGCUUGACGACUCCACGGACCCAAUUAUCAAGGAGAUGGUUCGGUUGGAGUGCGAGCGGUGGGCGCACAAGGGGAUUAACAUCACGUACCAGACCCGCGAGGACCGCAAGGGGUACAAGGCGGGCGCGCUGAAGCAGGGCAUGAAGCACGGGUACGUGCGGGAGUGCGAGUACGUGGUCAUCUUCGACGCCGAUUUCCAGCCCAACCCCGACUACCUUCACCGCACCAUCCCCUACCUCCACCACAACCCGCAGAUCGCCCUCGUCCAAGCAAGAUGGAGGUUUGUGAACGCAGAUGAGUGCUUGAUGACAAGGAUGCAGGAGAUGUCCUUGGAUUACCACUUCAAAGUGGAGCAAGAAGUGAGCUCGUCUGUCUGCGCCUUCUUUGGCUUCAACGGGACCGCCGGGGUGUGGCGCAUUGCUGCAUUGAAUGAAGCGGGAGGCUGGAACGACCGGACCACCGUGGAGGACAUGGAUCUGGCUAUCCGGGCCAGCCUCAAAGGGUGGAAGUUUGUCUACCUCGGCGAUGUCCAGGUUAAGAGUGAACUCCCCAGCACUUUCAAAGCCUUCCGGUUUCAGCAGCACAGGUGGUCCUGUGGUCCGGCAAACCUGUUCAGGAAGAUGCUGAUGGAGAUUGUGACAAAUAAGAAAGUGACGAUCUGGAAGAAAUUUCAUGUCAUCUACAACUUCUUCUUGGUGCGCAAGAUUGUCGCGCACAUUGUGACUUUCACCUUCUACUGCAUUAUCAUCCCGACAACCAUCUUUGUCCCUGAGGUUCAUAUACCAAAAUGGGGUUGCGUCUACAUUCCCUCAAUCAUCACACUUCUCAAUUCUGUUGGAACCCCCAGGUCUUUCCACUUGCUUUUCUUCUGGAUCCUCUUCGAAAACGUCAUGUCUCUGCAUAGAACCAAGGCCACAUUGAUCGGCUUAUUAGAGGCGGGCAGGGUGAAUGAAUGGGUUGUCACGGAGAAGCUCGGCAACGUUCUGAAGAUGAAAUCGGCUAACAAAGCAUCAACCAAGAAAUCAUUCAUGAGGAUGUGGGAGAGGUUAAAUAUUCCUGAGCUUGGCGUGGGAGCAUUCCUCUUCUCCUGUGGGUGGUAUGAUGUCGCGUUUGGGAAGGACAAUUUCUUCAUAUACCUUUUCUUCCAAUCGAUGGCUUUCUUCGUUGUCGGUGUUGGCUAUGUUGGCACAAUCGUCCCUCAGUCAUAACCGAAAAGAUGUGGAGAAUAUAGCAACCGCCCUUGAUACGCAAUUCCUCGAGGAGAAUUCAGCAAAGCUAGCAGUGCAUAGCCAGUUUGAAGUAAAGAUCAAGCAGUCUUCUCUCAAUUUCUCUCUGCUUUUCUUUCUCUUUGGAGACUGAUAGUAU